AUGGGCCAAUUUAUAUCACAACCUGUAACUGAAAAGUUCGUUGAGACAUAUGGAAGGCCGCAUAUUUCCAUGGUAGUCGGUCAGAUGCAAGGAUAUCGUGUUUCAAUGGAGGAUGCCCAUUGCUGUUGGCAUAAAACCCUUGAGAUCACUUCCUUCGGUGGCUUCUUGCAAAAAUACGAGAUUGAUAUUGUUGGUGUUUUUGAUGGUCAUGGGGGUAAAAAUGCUGCACAAUAUGUAGGAGAAAGAUUACCACACAUCAUAUUUGGACUUCUGAAGGAACAAUUGGUGGAGCACAAGAACGCUAUUGGCACUCGAUAUGCGGAAACUGACUGUUUAGUUGAAACUAUAAAUUUCACCCACAUAAUUAAGAAUGCUUUCUUCAAAUGUGACUCUGAACUAUACUCUCGAAGGAUUAAGUCUGGUUCUACCGCAGUUGUUGUGAUUAUUUUGAACGGAAUUGUGUUUACCGCCAACAUAGGCGACUCUCGGUGUAUACUACACACAGGCAAGCAUGACACCGUAAAGAACUUGUCCUUCGAUCAUAAACCAAAACACUACGGUGAAUUAUUUCGUAUUCAUAGCGACGGUGGCCACGUUCAAGCCAACAGGGUUGGGGGUGUAUUAGCACUAAGCCGAGCAUUUGGAGAUUUUACAUUCAAAUGUUUCAACCAAGCCAAUUAUGCCCGACUAUUGAACAACAAGAAAAUGCAAGCAAGGGCUAACCUUGAGCAAAGAAACUACAAUAAUAUGAGCGUUUCUUUGGAGGCAACAAAUAAAUCCUCGUUGGAGAGUCUUACCGUUCCUGAAGAAUUUCAAGUCACUGCUGAACCAGACAUAGUUAUCCAUACGAUCACAUCGGAAGACCAUUUUUUAAUCCUAGCGUGUGAUGGAGUUUGGGAUUGCUAUAAUAACGAGCCUUUAGUGCGCCAAACUCGACAUUUCCUAAGUUUGGAUCUGUCUUUGAACGUUGUUGUAGAAAAACUGCUGGACUUAUGCAUAAGAAAAGCGAACACCAUAACUGGAGUUGGGUUUGAUAACAUGACGUUAAUCUUGGUCGCAUUGCAUCCUUUAAGGACAGUUAACCAAUGGCAAAAGAAGCUUUCGUCUGAAAUACUAGCAGAGAACACAUAA
Komagataella phaffii GS115 is the source of this 1131-nucleotide messenger RNA. RefSeq lists its product as hypothetical. The transcript has a single exon. Bases 1 to 1131 code for a protein of 376 amino acids. Gene Ontology annotation, biological process: protein dephosphorylation. The record is from RefSeq and is a predicted model, not a curated record. Lineage: Eukaryota; Fungi; Ascomycota; Pichiomycetes; Pichiales; Pichiaceae. Gene Ontology annotation, molecular function: protein serine/threonine phosphatase activity; cation binding.